Etheostoma spectabile (orangethroat darter) is the source of this 936-nucleotide messenger RNA. RefSeq lists its product as uncharacterized. The transcript is spliced from 3 exons. Lineage: Eukaryota; Metazoa; Chordata; Actinopteri; Perciformes; Percidae. The coding region runs from base 173 to 643 and encodes 156 amino acids. The record is from RefSeq and is a predicted model, not a curated record.
GAAAAUUUGCAGCGGCACAUCUUAAUGACGUCGGCUAUUGUUUGGUGAAAUCCGAAACCAGAGACGGCUGGUUAGUAGUAAAGCUAGAGGAUUUUUGGUGAAACUGGUUCACCCGAAAAGCUAUUUAGGCCAAUAUUUCAUUUGGCUGUUUGUAUUGUAUUACUCCUUAGCAAUGAACAAAAACAAGGCCAGUGGCGUGUCAUGGGUGAAACCAGCGGAACCGUCCUUUCUGAAGAAGUUUAAAGAAGAUGUUGGUUAUAAAGAAGGACCCACUGUUGAUACUAAGCGCCAGGUGAUGCCAACCCUCGAUGACAGCGGGAGUGAUCGAGAGGAUGAGUUACCCCAAGUUGUGGUUUUAAAAGAAGGACACCUGAACGCAGAGGAGGUUAAGAAGAUCAAGGACGAAAUACAUACUGGUGGUGGCGCAGAGAAAGACGAUGAACCCCCUUCUGAUGGUAAAAUCCUGUUCAAGAAACCAGCCAAGCGCUCCUCCUCAGAAAAAUUCCAGGGCAUCACUGCCACCUCCAGCAAAAAGAAGAAGAGUGAUGGAGGAGAGGAGGAGGGGGAAGAGAGAAAGUCUGGAAAGAAAGUAAAAAAUAAUAGCCUUCUGUCAUUUGGAGGGGAUGAAGAAGAGGAGGACUAAAUGUUACUGGUGAAAUGUAAGUCUGUAUGUAACACCUGUGACAAAAAGGAAUCAAAGUGUGACUUUUGAAUAGUGAUAAAAUGUUUCAAAAUAUUGACCAAUAGAAACAGAGGUCACAUUGACAGACAACAGAUACUGUCUGGAGUUCAUCAUGUUGCAGCCUGUCCAUUCUGUAGUUUUAAGGACCGUGCCAGUAUGUUUGCAUGUCUUAGCCAAAUAGUAAAUUUGUAAUACCGACAACCCAAACAUGUAUUUUAGUACACUGUACAAAUCAACUUGCCAAUAUUCAAUUU